AUUGGACUCAAUCCUCAUUCUGAUGCUGGUGCCCUUAACAUGCUUCUUCAUGUCAAUGAAAUAGAAGGCCUCCAAAUAAGAAAAGAUGGAAUGUGGAUUCCUAUUAAACCCAUCUCCAAUGCUUUUGUCAUCAAUGUUGGAGACAUUUUGGAGAUACUGACCAACGGGAUUUACCGGAGUGUCGAACAUCGAGCCACAAUUAACCGAGAAAAGGAGAGGAUUUCCCUUGUCACAUUUCACAGGCCUGGAUUGCACAAAAUUAUAGGCCCAUCACCAAGCCUUAUUAAACCUGAAAAACCAGCAUUAUUUAAAAGAAUUGGUGUUGCAGAUUACUACAAAGGAUACUUUUCACGCGAGUUACAAGGGAAAUCAUACAUUGAUACCAUGAGAACUCAAAAUGAGAAGGGUAAUAAUAAAAGCGCAUAG
Molecule: messenger RNA, 426 nt
Organism: Gastrolobium bilobum
Lineage: Eukaryota; Viridiplantae; Streptophyta; Magnoliopsida; Fabales; Fabaceae
Product: protein SRG1-like
Exons: 2
Source: RefSeq, a predicted model, not a curated record